This is a messenger RNA of Blepharisma stoltei, 2146 nucleotides long. NCBI's taxonomy places the organism in Eukaryota, Ciliophora, Heterotrichea, Heterotrichida, Blepharismidae. The record is from the annotation of a GenBank genome assembly.
AUGAAUCAUUCAAGAAUAUAUGGUGUCUUUAUAAUUCAAAUUGCAUGAAGCAUGCUAUCGCUUGAUAUUAAUCAGUCACUUAACAUUUCUCAAGACAUAUUGUUGAAUGUUUUACUACCACCUAUUUGAGUAAACAAAAAAGUUUAGUUCUCUCUUGGAGAAAGGUUAAGUUUUUUUGGUUUUUUUUAUAUAAAUUUUAUAGUAAAAAUGCUUUUUUCGAAAAUUUAAACAUCCUAAUUAGCAAAAAUUGGAAAGCAAAUAUUUAUUUAAUUUGUAAAAUUUAUGUUUUAAAUGCAAAUUAAACAGAAUUAGCUAGAGAUUUCAUUAUGCUAAUUAUCACUUAUAUAUCAAUUUUUUUCAUCAAAUUUUUUAUAUAAAAAUAAUUUUUGUUCGCUCACUGAGGGGAGUUAGAAUUUAAACCCUCAAACAUACAGGAAAGGUACAUUUCCAUAGAACUUACUUUAAACAACUUUAAUUAUACAGCAAUUCCUUUAUUGACUCUAAGUCUUAAUAAUCAGCCCACGCUUUCCAAGCCUCCACAAAUUUCUUCUCUAAUUUCAAAUUUCACUGAUUUUUAUGCUUACAAUAAUCAGCUCGCUCAGCAUACAGUUAUCUUUGAUUACCAAGAAAUGGCAUUCAAUACUUCAUUUUUUAUUGGAAUUUUAUAUGAAAAUUAUAGUGAUUCUGCAAUAACUUAUAAUUUAAAAUCUCAAGAGUCUAGCGAUUUGAUGUGCCCUAAUAAAUGCUCAGGCAUUGGACGAGGAAGGUGUGCCGCCCUUAAUAAUUGUGCUUGCUAUUUUCCAUAUGUAGGAAGAGAUUGUGGGAAUAGAAUUUCAGUAGCUAAUUUAAAUAAAAAUGUGACUGUACCAAUCGAGAGCUCCCAAAGAGGUUAUUUAGAAAUAAACAACACGCAACGUAAUUGCUAUUCAGUAAAUAAGAGUAGUGUGAUUUUAAAAUGCACAUGAAUAGGAAAUGCUGGGAUGAUUUAUCUUGGCUGACCAACUUCAAAGUAAUUGAUAAAGUAGCGAAAAAGAUUUACCGAAUAGAAAUAAUUACAUGCUAAGGCUCAAUAUAGGCCAAGAUAAAAGCCCUCUUGAAAAGAAAAUUGAUUUUUCUGAGUCUAAUCCAAUUUCAUUAAUGGCAAUUUAUAAUACUCAGGAAGACAAAAAAAUAACCAUUGCUUGCCAAAUAUAUGAAAGUUCAUCAUCAUCGUCAUCAUCAUCAUCAUCAUCUGCAAAAGUUUCUAACUCCCCCCCCUUUAAAUUGAAACAAAAUAUAGGUAAAAUUCCUACUUUUUUGGGAAAUUACCCCCCCUUUAAAUUGAAACAAAAUUUUAUUAUAAUAGAAAAUUUUACAGGUAAAAAUCAUUAUUUUAUAUGUAAAUACGUUAAUACCCUAUUUAAUAUGCUUCAAACAUAUAAGAUUUAGAAAUUAAACUCUAUUUUGUCCAAUUGUUAUGGGGAGAGUUAGAAGAAUACCAUUUCAGCAAGUUUACACUUUGAAAUUGAGAAAUUUAUGAAUUAAAUUUUUCAUGAAAUUCUUUAAAUUUAUAUAAUUUAUUUUCUAUAAAAAUUUUAUCUCUGAAAAAAAAUUUUUAUAUAUAAAUUUUUUUUAUAAAAAAAUUUUCUUAACCCCCCUUUAAAUUGAAACAAAAUUUUUUGUUUCAAUUUAAAGGGGGGGGAGUAAGCCAAUUAUAGUUCUCAUCUGCAUUCUCUGCAUUUCAUGCUCACUUUUAAUCAUGCUAGCAAUUGGCUGUGUCCUACGUUAUCGCUAUCUCAAAUCAAUGAAUUCGCGAAUUUCCGAAAUAGAAAGCCCUUCAAAAAUUCCUACAAACUCAAUAAAUACCUGAUACCCUAUCACUGACUUAAAAGAUUUCAAACAUAUGGAGCUUCCCGCAAUGUGUAUGAUUUGCAUUGAAGACUAUUCCCCUGAUUCCAAAGUCAGAAAAUUAAAAUGUGGGCACAUUUUUCAUGCUGCCUGCAUUGAUGAGUGGUUUAGGCACAACACUAUUUGCUGCUUAUGCAAAAGGGUUUGUGAUACUGUUGAAGCAUCACCUUUAGGUGAUUGCUCACCUAUAAGAGACGAUAGUACAAGAAUCUACAAUGAAUCUUUUAAUGGGCUGACUAUUGUAGAAAUACAGCAAUAA